AUGGAAGAGACGAAGAUAAUCUAUCAUAUUGAUGAUGAAGAAACACCGUACCUUGUGAAACUUAUGAUUUCACCUGAACGAGUUACUCUGGCUGACUUCAAGAAUGUGUUGAAUCGGCCUAACUACAAGUAUUUCUUCAAAUCAAUGGAUGAUGAUUUCGGCGUGGUUAAGGAAGAAAUUAUAGAUGACGAUGCACACUUACCCUGCUUUAAUGGACGAGUAGUAUCAUGGUUGGUUUCCGCAGAAGGAAGUAACGUUUCGGACGGUGCAUCUCAAUGUACUGAUUCUGUCGCACAUAGUGAAGCGAAACAUGACCGUGCUGAUCAUGUUACUCCAGGACGCACAAAUCGUGGACCUCCACCUGCUCUCUCUCACGAUGAUACUCUCACAGAAACAGAGAGUAUUAUUAGUAGUCGACAGGGUCAUCAUCUUCAUAAAAGCUCUAGGCAUCAUCCGGAGAAAUAUGAAAAGAAUAAUAAAUACAAUGGUCUUCGUAUUAAUGGACAUUCGAAUCAUCGCUCAGGACAUGGAUAUGAAACCGCUUCAAUACUUAGUUCAGACUUGGAAACUACGACGUUUUUAGAAUCAGAUGACGAUGCCAGCAGUCGAAUUACAUCAACCACUGGGCGACACACAAAUAUGAGUAGUGCUGUUGAUGGAGCGACCCUUGAUCGACGUAAACUUCAGCGUAGACGACGACAUCGUUUACCUCCGAUGUCUCGCACUUCAUCCUUCAGCAGUAUCACAGACAGUACCAUGUCUUUAAAUAUUAUUACGGUUUCUCUCAACAUGGACACUGUCAAUUUCUUGGGUAUUAGUAUUGUCGGGCAAAGCAAUAAAGGCGGCGAUGGCGGUAUCUACGUAGGAUCAAUAAUGAAAGGCGGUGCGGUUGCUCUGGAUGGACGAAUAGAACCUGGAGACAUGAUACUACAAGUGAACGAUAUUAAUUUCGAAAAUAUGUCCAACGACGAAGCCGUACGAGUAUUACGCGAGGUAGUUCAGAAGCCAGGACCAAUCAAACUUGUCGUAGCUAAAUGUUGGGAUCCAAAUCCCAAAGGUUACUUUACUAUUCCACGGGCCGAACCAGUUCGACCAAUCGAUCCUGGUGCUUGGGUCGCUCACACGGCAGCUAUUCGUGGUGAGGGUUUUCCGCCACGACCUCCAAGUGCCACCACUUUAACCUCUACUUCGAGUAGUCUGGCCAGCACUCUCCCAGACACUGAACGCCCGAUAGAAGAACUGCACUUGACCAUCAAUACCGAUAUGCCAACCAUCGUUCGUGCCAUGGCAAGACCAGAUUCAGGUUUAGAAAUUCGUGAUCGAACGUGGUUAAAGAUAACUAUUCCUAAUGCUUUUAUUGGUGCGGCUGUUGUCGAUUGGUUAAAUACUCACGUGGAAGGUUUCAUAGACCGACGUGAUGCUCGCAAAUAUGCAUCCCUGAUGCUGAAAGCGGGGUUCAUAAGACAUACAGUCAACAAAAUUACAUUUUCCGAACAGUGUUAUUACAUUUUUGGUGACUUGUGCUCUGCCAUGAGUAGCAUGAAAUUGGAUUGCGACACAGUAGGACCACUUCCUCCUCCGAUUGGAUGGGAUAUGAUGUAUUCUGGUACCUAUGCUCCACAUUCUGCUACUGGAUACAGUCCAAUGCCUUUCAAUUUCACCAACGAACCUACUGUUUAUGGCUAUCAUCGCGAGGAAAGCGUACAUAGUGGCUCGGGUGGAAGCAGUGCCGGAAGCGAACACAUCUGUAAAGAACCAAUACAUGAUCUCAAAUCAUGUUCUUCAGCCUCAGAAUCGGAAUUGCAUAUUCCAUCUAUUCCAAAUAUGCCGGGAAGAACUACGUCGGGUAAUGGCAAUGGUAAUGGAAGUGGAUCCAAUGGGAAGAGGUCUAAUGGUAGCCGUAGCAGGUCGAGUGGCUCUGAACAAUCCGUGCAGACAGGAACCGGUUCAGUCAACCAGCAAAAUCAGCAAGAUCUAUCCGGUAGUAGACAGUCAUUUCGCAUUGCGAUGGGGAAUCCUUGUGAAUUCUUUGUCGAUGUUAUGUAGAUGCUAUUGCUGGUGUUGUAAAUAAUUUACUUACGGACCGGCUCGAAUUAAUCGGGCGGUGCUUCGGAACGAACUGAUUAUUUAGAUAGCUUUCUUCUUUAAUUGGAAAUUAUAUAUCAAGUUAUAAUCGAUAACUUUACAGUGUAAACGUGCGGGUUCGUUUAAAGCAGCUAUGUACAAAUUCAAACUGUCCUUUGAUGUUUGAAUCACCUGCAUUAAGAUGAGAUAAAAAUAUUAAUUCAGAUACAUGCUGUAUAUUAACUUAGCUUCGGUGUACAUCGCGAUACUUUUAUUAUUUGUAGAAGCUUGAAGCAUUUAUAUUAUAUUUUUUUAUAAAAGUACGCAACGAAGUACCUUCCGACGUUUUUUAAAAGUAGAUUUUUCUUAAGGCGGGCGUGUGAAUUACUAUAUUACUCCGUUUGAAUACAUUUGGAUUAAUCUGUUUGCAAAUUAUAUUUACAUUUAUUGAAUUUCUGAAAAUUUCAUAUGCACAGAUAUUUGGAAUUAAUUGUACACAAUUUUUAAACCGUCUGUUUAGUACAAAGCAAAAUGUAUACCGCUGAUAAUAUUUCACACAUCUAAUGAUAUAAUUAUGCAAUGUUGAUAGAAAUACGACAUACUUUAUUCUAUUGGACUAAAUCGAGCAUCUAUCAUCCUAUUUUUAAAUUCAGCGAUUCAAUUGGACGAAUUUGUAAAUUUUACGUGCCGCGCCUAACAGUUUGUUGCAUUCUAUUACGAUGCAUUUUGGUAUUAUUGCGCUAAUUUAUUAUUUAGCCGAUAGCAUUCCUUUAGUUUUUAAUCCGCAUGCGAUAAAGUAUUACGUGAAUGUAAAUAACUAAUUGCGACCCCGAAGUAAAUGCACUACUUUAUUGUCACGAUUUUACUUUGCUCUGGGGUCGUGUAUUGUAGAAAGAAUAUCUGACGCACGUUAAAUCUUUCUGAAGCGACAAGAAACAAUGUUUCAAAUAAUGGUAGGUAGAUGGUGCACACUUCACGCAUAUAGCACAAAGCAUGAAUGUGUAAAUAACACAAGUUUACUUUUUCAAUAUGAAAAAGUCUCUUUUGAAUUAUCCGAUUCUGGGUACGUCGAUUAAUUAACUAUACGGCAUGUGUUGCAGAAGUUUCACGUGGAACUGGAAAAUAUGGUGUAGUAAUACCGAUAAAGCAAGAAUAACGUAUAAUAAUACGUUUAAAUUUCUUAAAUCCUUAUCCUACACUACACUUUAUAUUAUAAAUAUUAUAAGACAUUGGUUUUUAAUUACACGGUUGUAAUUCAGAAUAGUCGUCGUAUUCAAAUAAAUAUUUGUUUAAUGUCUUGAUAUCUAAAGAUAUCAAAAUCAUACAAUAUUUUGAAUAAAGAUUCAAGUCUUAGUUGAGCUUAUAAAAAUUGUCAGUAAUGUAGCAACGGAUAGGGAAAUAGACAUGCUUUUUAAUAUUAUUGGAGUAUCUAAUACUAGGGUAAUUAUCUAUCAAAUUAUUUAGGUAAGAUUAUCAGCCCAUUUUAUUCCUAAAUUAGAAUUGCGGAUAAAAAUUCCUUGCAGCAAAGGUUGCUUUACUACACGUUACUGGACUAUGAAAUAAGUAAAAGAUUGCUUUCUGAUUGAGUUUUGAAAUUUCGUUCACAUAAGUUUAUACCUGCCGUAAAUCGGCAAAUUACAGGUCGUAAAUAUUUUUCAGUGCUAUUAAAUUAUUAAACAGUUCUCUAGCAAUUUUUGCAGUGCAAGACUAAUAUUUGAAUUGUUUAAAAUAUCGAAAUAAAGAUCGUUUCACAAAUCCUUUAUUUUCGACUGGUCCCUUGUUAACGGUGUACACAUCGAUCGAGUCAAUUCUAAAAACAACAGGUCGGGUUAAAUAACGAAGCUAAUUGACUCUAGGUAUCCAAGCAUUACUUUAUGGCGCAACCAUAUGACCAUCUUAUGCAUUUGUUAUUGCAAUGAAAAACAAAAUUAAGUUCGGGCACGCACUAUAUCAAGAACUGAAGUGCUGAAUAUCUCCAAAUGCUACUAUUUUAUUCACAUUUAGAACUUCAUUAUUCUGUAAAUUUAAAAUAAUUGAUGAUGACAGUUGUCUAGAAAUUUCUUCACAAACAAAACUGUAAAUUAUCACAUUAUUACUAAAUUGUAAUUGUGUUUAGAGUCAACAUAAGAAUAAAUCAAAUAGAGAGAUUUUAUAGUCGGAAAGUAAUUUGCAUAUCAUAUCGAGUGGCAUAUAUGCCUUAGGUGUAAAUUUAGGUGUUUACUGUGGAGUAUACAGAGGAAAUAGUUACGGUUGUACAACAUUUUUAUACAAUACAAGUUUAUCAUCAGAUGCUAACUUCGUGCUAAUGUGAAUGAACGGUAUGGAUUGGAAAUUAAUGAAAGGGAAGUGUUAGUGAUAAUGACAAGAUUUUGGUAUAGGAAAUGAGUGUCAUUUGAUAUAGUUAAAUUUGCCUUAUUUGUUGUGUGAAUAUGAGCAAAUGUGAGAAAUAAGAGUGCCGUUGGCGUGUAGUGAAAGUGCAUGUGUCUGUGCGUAUGUGGGUGAACAUUAGAACAACAAUAUUUUGAUUUUAGUUGCAGUUGCGUUUGCGUUCCUGUGAUGAUUACAAUGGUUUAUAUAGUGAAUACAACUAAGGAAUUAUAUUAAUUUAUUUAAUAGUAAAAUUAUGACAAUUUAUCCUAACACAGCACAGAAGUAAAGAUAAGAUUUUCAUUUUAAAGAGAAUGAUUCACUGAAAUACCAACAAUGAAUGUAAUAUAAGGCUAAUUGGGAUGCUUUAAUGCAGAAUUCUUCUAGGUGAAAAUGUUCUGUGGUAUUAACUUUGAGGCUGCUGACUUAUUCCACGUAAGGUAAACGGCCCAGUUAUUGAUAGUUUAAGAGCGGCCGUGUCGGAUUUUUGCCAUUUAUUCACGCGUGAUAUAGCCAAACUGAAAACUAAAGGUUUCAACACGUGCGUUAAAGCCCUCCGAAUGAGAUUCACCUAUUAUACAAGUGAAACAAUUAAGGCUUAUUUAUAGAAUUAUUGUUUUAAUAGCUCUUCUCUGCUGCCGGGGUUUCUAACACUCGAGAAACACCCAUGUCGUAGUUUGUGAGCCCUGCGUGUAUCCGAUUUGUGACCCCCUUGGCACAGUUUAUAACGCCUACGCGUACCCACUGUCUGACACUUCCGAAUAUUCCCAUACAAACGAGUGUCAACAACAGCAACAUUACCUCAAAUAUGUGACGCAGUUAUUGAUCCCGCGAAUUUGAACAAAUAUCUAACCAAAAGUUAAAUAAUCUCUCAUCUCAUCGAUAGUCUGGUUGCUGCUGAAGAUGUUGACAUCAUUUUUAUGUCGUUUUAUACUUGCACGAUGAACAAAAUUUACAACGACGUAGCUCGUCGCAACUACUGCCGCUGUGGAACCUGCGUGUCGCUCUAUUCACUGGUUGAAUUUCUAUUCUAAAAUAUUUCAUUUAAAACAGUGUGUUUCUCCAGUAAUAUAAAGUGAAAAACGCUUUUUACUGUGUCGCUCUAUACGUAACUUUUAUUAACCUCCAUUUAUGCACAUAUUUGAAAUUAUUUUAUGCAAUAAUUAUUGGAGCUGAAGCUCCACUAAAUUUCCACAUCCGAUUGUUCCUUCACUCUUCAAUGCACAUGCAUUGUAAGAGUAGAAACAAAUCUGAGUUCUAAAUAUUUUUUCGAGCGAUAUUAUCAAAUCACUAUUCAUCAUUAACACGUUACUCCAGUUAACAAGUUAAUAGUUUUCUUCUAAAGGUCUAUUAGAAAAUAUUACUCAAAAUAUUAGUGCGGCAGUUUUCAAUCAGUAAAAAAACAUACUGUACAUAUCCUCAGUGUAAUGUACUAUUUUGUGUGACUUCUAGCUGCUUUACAGAGAUUUAUGCAAACUUUAUAUACAAUCGACUUUCACUACAAAACUAUCGCACUGAGAGGAGCCUUCCCCCACUUUUCUUUUCCACUUAGCACGUGUUUCCCCCCCCCCCCUUCUGUCGGACGCUUCGCCUAUUACAGUGAAGUAGGGACUCUGUAAUAUCGCUCUUCCUUCCUUUCUUUCCUUAUGGUUGCAAGUAAUAACGCUCUGUCACUAGUUAUUACGUCUCAGAGCUCAAUGCGUGAUUAUAUAGAGAGUUGACUAGGUUAAUUACUAAAGUUUCUUAUUUACAGCUUGUUGUAGCUGUAGACUAAUAACUGAUGGAUGAAAAUUCUACAAUUCCUUUUAGACGAUUAGGAUUUAUAAUUAUCAUUAGCUAUAAAUCAAGCUUGUAAAGAAAGGAAAAUUGAUGCAUGCUUGUAAAAGAAGGAAAAUUGAUGCAUGCUUGUAAAAGAUUGUUCGACUUUAAACAUAUUUUCAAUAAAAUUUUGUUAACAAUUUUACGAUUGUUAAAAUUGACUUCUGGAUUGGAAUCGCACCUGGAAAUCAAUUGUAACCAUAUUAACAAUGGCCGCGAAAGCCUCAGAACUAUAAUUUUGAUAUUUCUUGUACUCCAUGAGAAUGUAUGAAUCUAUUGAUCUUAUAUAAAAUAUACAUAAACGUCAAAUACGUAUUUAUUAAGUAUCAUGGUAAUGGUCAAUAAUUUUGAAAAACUAUAUCUACAUCAAUUACACGUUUAAUUAAUUUUUUCAAAUAAAUAUGCAUAUGUCGUAACAAUAGAGAAAUAACGUAAAAACCCAGAAUCGGAGUGUUCAAAAGCUUGCAUGGAAGUAUUAAAAUUAACUUGAAGUUGCAUUUUUACCUCGAAGUAAAUCAUUUAUUAAUUUUGUUUCAUUGAUUGCGUUUUAGGAUUGUCCACGACAAUGGGGCAGCUAUUUCUUUAAAAACUCGAGCGGACGAAUGUUUAUGGUGCCGGUCAAACGACAAAAAAUAUUCACUGACUGUUAGAAGGCGUUAGAAGAAGUGCCCAUAUACUGUGAGUCUUGGCCUUAUGAGAAUAUACGCGAUUCGGACUCACUGACUCUACGAUUCUGUAAUUCUUUUCAUCUUAGCAAAAAGAUGAAUUCGUUCAAUCAAAUCCAAUACUCAUGAAUUAGAUUUUACGUACAGACCAAUAUCCUUCAAAAAUUUGUAAAAACGCUCCUCAAAUGCUAUCAGCCAUAGUUUAUAUUUGAAUAUUCACUGACAAUAUUUUUAAUGCUAUUUUAAUAUUAUUUAUGCACCAAUUAUCUCUCAUCAAAUUAUAUGAAAAUGUACCUUCAUUUUUGGCAAAGCUCUAACUCCAAUGCGGGUCUUUGAAGUAAUUACAAAAAUGAACUGUUAAAGGUACACUUUAUGAAUUUUCAAUUUGAUAUUCUCUAUUUCCUCACUCAGGCUCUGCGAAUUACACUUUGAGCCCAUAGCACGACAUUAAAGGACUGAAAGCUGCAUCGUGGGACUGACUUCUUUGACUGUGGCUGCACGCAUCCAAAAAUUUAGUCUAGUGUCUCCGAAUCUGAAGACUGUUUCAUGAGUCCAGGACUCUCUAUGUAUAGGUUACCUUUAAUUAUCGGUUACGAUUAAGUACGUAGAAGUGUAGGAUCAUUGCAGUAAAACAUAAUAAUGUAAUAAAUUCUAGUAACCCGAAGGACUCCAGCAAUUUUAUAUAAAAAUCAUUUUCACCACGUGAAAAUAGCAAAUUGAAAUGAAAAUUGUAUUAAGAAUUUUUGUAUAGCAAAUUUUAUGUAAGAUGAAUGCUUGUGAGUGAAAAUGGGCAGCGACAUUGAUGAUUAAUUCAAGCGAAACGCCCGAAACUUAAUUAUUAUAAUUAACGUGGACAUAACUUAUUGAUCUGGACAUAUCAACUCUCACUAGAAAACAUAAAUCAAUUGUUUUGUGCAUCAUUGGAAAACAUAAAAAUUAAAAGUGAGACAUGACCGAUGAUUACAUACGGUCUGAUAAUAAUUCAGUAUCAACAGGAGAUGGAAAACAUAUUUUACAGUUAUUUAUGUGCGCAGAAUUUUAUUGUAAUGUAAAUUAAUUUCUUUUAACAAAUUUUAUAUCGUCUUUUGUACACUGAUCGGAUGUCUGACUCAUAUUAUUGUACAAUGUAUAUGUACAAUAAAUUACUAUACGCCAUAAUAAGUAUUGACAGGGUAUUUUUGGGAUUGCGUCAGUCCUUAAUUAAUUACCAGCACCGUUAAAGAAUGUACACUAACAUCGUUCGGCCGGCACCCAACAUGACAUAUAGAUAAUAAACGCAUAAAUAUAAAGGACAUACGUAAUAUUCCUAUGAGUAUAUUACAUAUAUAUUAUAUAUAAAUAUAAAUAUAAUACAUAUAUAUAUUUAUGAUAAUAUAAAUAUAUAUAUUUAGAAUAAUAUAAACGGGCCUCUCGCUGUAUCGAAACACUUGUAAAUAAUUCAAUCUUCCUGUUACGCUCAGACUCGAAUGUGUGCCAUCAGAAAUAAACCUUUAAUGGUAUGAAUUAAGAAAAUUAUAGUCUUAACUAAGUCGAUGGUUAGUUAAAACUAUAAUUAAUCGAUCCCAUUUUUGCGGUUAUAUUAAGAGACCCGCUCUCAUAUGUUCGCCGUCGCCCUAUUUGCUAAUUAUAAUUUAUGAUUAAUUUUUAAACAGAGGGAGAAAUAUGGAUAUCGUGUAUAUUAUUCGUUUUGCCUAUUGUUCUCUAUCCUGCACUUUCCCCUGAUUUAAGUAUUCUUUUUUUUUUCUAAUUCUGUAAAUACUAGUCACUGUGCAUUUCUUUUCUUUCAUUACGUGUAACGUAAUAACAUCGUAAGUGAGGGAUACAUUGCUAGACUCCUGACAUGUUAGAAGAUUAAUAAUUUCAAUUUAUUCUUAAUGAUUUGCAUUUUAUUUCAAUCGGUAUCAAGUUGUACCAAGUUGUUUUAAUUAUUCUUAUUAUUACAUUCUUAAACUUUGUAUUCUAUUUGUUAAUCGUUAAUAGUCAUUCAUUUGCUGAAUGUUUAUAUGAGGGUACAUUUAAUUUUUUUUCUAGAAUACUCUUUUAUUUUAUUAACUAAUCAAGUAGCGCCUUUUGGAAGAUACUUUAUCUCAUCUCUGAGGAGAAUUGUGAAAUCAUGAAAAACAAAAACUUGGCAACAAUCAAUACAAACCAAUAUUAUCAGCAACCUUAUAUCGCCAAGUCUCAACAACGUGUGUACCGUCGUAUAUGAGAAACCAUGCAGACACCAAUUUUGUUGGGAAAAAUCAUGUUCAUAAUAAAGAAAUGUGUACUUAUA
This is a messenger RNA of Cephus cinctus (wheat stem sawfly), 9189 nucleotides long. It is a transcript of the gene dsh, whose product is annotated as segment polarity protein dishevelled homolog DVL-3. NCBI's taxonomy places the organism in Eukaryota, Metazoa, Arthropoda, Insecta, Hymenoptera, Cephidae. Bases 1 to 2046 code for a protein of 681 amino acids. Gene Ontology annotation, molecular function: frizzled binding. Gene Ontology annotation, cellular component: cytosol. The record is from RefSeq and is a predicted model, not a curated record. The transcript has 9 exons. Gene Ontology annotation, biological process: canonical Wnt signaling pathway; intracellular signal transduction.